Messenger RNA from Cottoperca gobio, 924 nucleotides. Its product is annotated as CD209 antigen-like. The record is from RefSeq and is a predicted model, not a curated record. NCBI's taxonomy places the organism in Eukaryota, Metazoa, Chordata, Actinopteri, Perciformes, Bovichtidae. The coding region runs from base 1 to 924 and encodes 307 amino acids. The transcript has 6 exons.
AUGGAGAGCGAGAAUUCCGGUACUUAUGAUGGUUCAUAUAACAAACUGAUGAAUCAAGAGGACUUCAGUGGCGAUGAACUUACUCUCUACUCUAACCAAGAGAAAAAACAAGUGUCCAUGUCCAUGGUGAGACCUGAAUCCAGUUUGAAUCAUUACAAAGCGCUUACAGUGAGCCUGGCAGUGCUCGCUGUCAUUCUACUAGCAGUGGACAUUGGCCUGGGAGUCUAUUAUAGCAAAUUUACUGAUGGGCAGGAUACAAUAACGGACAUCAGUAUUGAGGUGACCAAACUGCAGGCUAUUUACGACACUGCAAUCCAAAGCAGGGACGAAGCCAAGAAACAGUUGGCAAGAGAGAUCAGUGAUCAGCAAUUUACCAAGUGGGAGCUUGAACACCAGAAUAGAAGACGCACAGGCUACGAACAACAGAGUAACAAGAUUCAAAUGGAAAUUGCAGCGUUGAAAUCCCACAUCCCAAUGAUUAAGGAUGGCUGCAGACACUGUCUACCAGGAUGGACUUUCAUUAACUCAGUGUGCUGGUACUAUCCUUUCUCUGAUGCUAUUACACGGAAAACAUGGCAGGAAGCCAGACAGUUCUGCAUGAAUCAAGGAGGUGACUUGGCAGUGAUAGACAGCAGAGAGAAACACCGGGCAAUAAAUGGCUUGUUAGGUAAUUAUCAAGAGCCCGGGAGAUACAUAAGCGAGAGUGGCUUUUGGAUCGGGUUGAGAGACGUGAAGGAGGAAGGUGUAUGGAAAUGGCUGGAUGAUUCAAGACUGAUUGAGGGGUACUGGAUUAAUGGAGAGCCCAACAACGAGGGUAAUGAGGACUGUGUAGCGUCAUAUCCCAAAAUGAACCCCUUUAAAACCUGGAAUGAUGUUCCAUGCAACAUUGUACUGAAAUGGCUUUGCCAAAUGACACCACGUUAA